CAAACUCCGUUAAAUAUUUUGUCGCAACACGCUUUAUGAGUUACUACCAAACCUUAUCACUUUCAUCCACUUUGUGCGCCUCAACUCCCCAAUUGCCGGAUCUGACUCACACCUUCACUCUUCUCUUCCACUCUGCCCACAAUCCCCAUUCAAUAAUUGACGAUAGAGUGGUUGCGGAUGGCUCCUUUUGCAAUUGCAACAUUGCCCUCUUCUCGCAUCUACCACCUCCCAAAGGCCCCAAACUUGAAGCUACCCAUUCGCUGCUCUGGAGCUGCUGCUUCUCCUUCUGUGGCUUCCAUUCGAUCAAAAGCUGCUAACUUUGAUUUGAAGACGUAUUGGGGUUCACUGAUUGUGCAGAUCAAUGACAAGUUGGAUGAAGCUAUUCCGGUUCGGUUUCCUCCGCAGAUAUAUGAAGCUAUGAGGUAUUCAGUCCUUGCCAAAGGUGCCAAGCGAGCCCCACCUGUCAUGUGCAUCUCUGCUUGUGAACUCUUUGGGGGAAGCCGCCUUGCCGCCUUCCCCACUGCCUGUGCCCUUGAAAUGGUGCAUGCCGCUUCAUUGAUUCAUGAUGAUCUUCCCUGCAUGGAUGACUCCCCCUCACGCCGUGGCCACCCUUCAAACCACACCAUCUAUGGUGUUGACAUGGCAAUUCUUGCGGGUGAUGCCCUCUUUCCCCUUGGAUUUCGUCACAUUGUUUCACACACUCCAUCUGACCUUGUACCUGAGCCCUACCUCCUUCGCGUAAUUGCUGAGAUGGCCCGCUCUGUUGGCUCCACCGGAAUGGCAGCAGGGCAGUUCCUGGACCUUGAAGGUGGGCCCCAUGCAGUUGGAUUUAUACAAGAUAAAAAGUUUGGUGAAAUGGGAGAGUGUUCUGCAGUAUGUGGAGGUUUGUUGGCUGGAGCUGAAGAGGAUGAGAUAGAGAGACUGAGGAGGUAUGGGAGAGCUGUUGGAGUAUUGUAUGCACUUGUGGAUGAUAUUAUUGAAGAGAGAUUUGAUGUUGAUGGGGGUGACAGGAAAAGCAAGGGAAAGAGUUAUGCAGAGAUUUAUGGAGUAGAGAAAGCAAUAGAAAAAGCUGAAGAGCUCAGAGCAAAAGCCAAGGAAGAAUUGGAUGGAUUUGAGAAGUAUGGGGAACGAGUCUUACCUCUCUACAGUUUUGUGGAUUAUGCAUUUGAUAGAAGUUUCAGUGUUGAUGAUGCCAGUGGAUAAUGGGUUCUUGAUACGUAUCUAUCUAUACCUAAACUUCUCGAGAAUCGAUCAUUUUAUUGCAUAGAGAACUUACACAGGUUAGAACACGAAACUGCAGGUGUAUACAAUCAACCUCAGCAUUUAGACUUCCCCCUUUUUGGGUUGGAUAUCUUUGAUCAUUCACAGGGACGAGGAAGUCCCGAGAAUGUGGAAAAAAGAAAGCCAUAUAUUAAAUAUGUAUCAUCCUGUAGCAUUUGUGAUACCAAGUUAGCAUUCCAAGAUCCUAGAUCACUAAUGUGAUGAUAUUAUUUUUUUCCUAUUAGACUCUUGUUAAAUAUGUUUUGAUAGAUACUAAGUACCUGGUUGAUUAUCGAA
Messenger RNA from Cajanus cajan (pigeon pea), 1557 nucleotides. The record is from RefSeq and is a predicted model, not a curated record. NCBI's taxonomy places the organism in Eukaryota, Viridiplantae, Streptophyta, Magnoliopsida, Fabales, Fabaceae.